GAGUACCGUCAACAUGUCAAAAGAAGACGAUAUCGAAAAGAACCUCCCAGAGAGCUCACGAGCAUCACUGGACGACGACGGCCAAUCCAGCUCCUCAACACUCCUGGAAAAGCCAUCUCAGAACAAGACUCCAGAAGAAGCCGGAAUCAAAUUACCAGCCGAAGACGCCACCGCAGAUGAAGUUCGAGCAUACCUUGUCGACAUCUUGACACUAUCCCAUGGCCUCCAGCACGCAGAGGCCCGUCAAAUCGCCUCAGCAUGGCUCGCAGGCACGGGUCGCGAACUCCGCAAAUACCCCGGGAAAAUGUACCACGAGAUUUUCGGUGCGCAAGCGGGAUGGAUGUUGUACAAAGAAAUCAAGAUCGCAGUCGUGAAAGAGGGCUAUGAACAGAAUCCGGCGAGGACUUGGGCUGGCAAGCUCUCCCUAUGUUCGGCUAUUAUAGGGGCAAUGGUUGCUGUCACUUCCCUUGGAGUUUUACUUGGGCCUGUGAUGUGGGCGAUUUCGAUUCCUUUGUACUUUUGUGGGCUUGUGGGUCUUCUCUGUGUUUUGCUUGAGACUAGACGGGCGCCGGAGGAUGUUGCGGAGAGGGAGCUGGUUGAAAUUUGGGAUUCGCAAAGGGAGGUUGGUGGUCAGGGUAGUAAGUAGGUCGGAAAUUGGGAACUGGCAAUUGGAAUC
Pseudocercospora fijiensis CIRAD86 is the source of this 676-nucleotide messenger RNA. RefSeq lists its product as uncharacterized. The record is from RefSeq and is a predicted model, not a curated record. Lineage: Eukaryota; Fungi; Ascomycota; Dothideomycetes; Mycosphaerellales; Mycosphaerellaceae. The transcript has a single exon. Bases 14 to 646 code for a protein of 210 amino acids.